AUGGGAGAUGUGAGAGAGUGUGGUCUUAAGGAUGAUGUUGAUUUCAGAGCUUGUGUCGUGUUAACAUCAUUAGACGGUGCUCGAGCUUCUGGUGAAGGGCAUUUAGUUGGAGCUGCUCGACAUCCAUUUACCUGUCUUGCGUUCAGUUCAUGUGGACGCUACAUAGCUACCGGAGAGUCUGGUCACCAGCCCCACGUUCGAGUAUGGGAGCUUCGUGACGAUGUGGGAAAUUUCACAGGGCAGUCGAUUCGGAGUUUUCCCUUCCACUCCAAUUCCAUAGUUGCCGUUCGGUUUGUGCCUGGUACCAAUCUGCUUAUAUCCGUUGGAUGUCAGCAUGAUGCCACCAUAUGUGUUUGGGAUUGGCGAAGUGGAACGAAGUUAGCCACCGGGAAAGUCACAGCUGUUGUAAAUGCCAUAGCGAUCUCUCCCGACAACACGAUGUGCGUAACUGUUGGUUCGAAACAUGUGAAAUAUUGGCAUCUUCCUGCUGGUGAUUCGCAACAAGGCGCCGGUUUACAGUCACGCUCUGCGAUUCUUGCCGAUCGGAGAAGUUCGAUAUUUGUGGAUGUCGUUUUCUUAGACGCGAAUCGAGUUCUGUCAGUUACGGAGGAUGGAGCACUAGUAGAGUUCCUCAAUAAGAAGGUAAUACCUAAAUAUUUGAUUCAGAAAGUGUAUCUUGCUCUGAAGGGGUCAUGA
Molecule: messenger RNA, 696 nt
Organism: Cooperia oncophora
Lineage: Eukaryota; Metazoa; Nematoda; Chromadorea; Rhabditida; Trichostrongylidae
Source: the annotation of a GenBank genome assembly